Messenger RNA from Dictyostelium purpureum, 789 nucleotides. RefSeq lists its product as uncharacterized. The transcript is spliced from 2 exons. NCBI's taxonomy places the organism in Eukaryota, Evosea, Eumycetozoa, Dictyosteliales, Dictyosteliaceae. Gene Ontology annotation, molecular function: nucleic acid binding. The coding region runs from base 1 to 789 and encodes 262 amino acids. The record is from RefSeq and is a predicted model, not a curated record.
AUGGUUCGUUCCAAAGUCCAUUACCCUUCUUACUAUGAAUUUUGCAUUUAUGAAAAAUCGGCAUAUAAAGAGUUGAUUAAAUCAAAGAUUGUCCAGAACAACCAUUAUGAAGCUUCAAUAAAAAGAGUAAAUAAAUGUUAUGGUAAUCUUCAAACAGAACUUGAUGGAAAUGUAAUACCUGAAAGUGUUAAAUUAGUAUCCAAAUACAGAGAAGAAGAGGUUAGAGUUUUCGAAAGAAUUAUUGAAAUCAUUCAACCAGAUGAAUAUGAAGAAUCUGAAGAUUCAUCAUUUCCCUUUACUGAUUCAAUGAGUGCAGAUGAAAGAAGAAGAGUAAUAACCUUAACAUUUUAUUUGAAAAGAAUACUUUCCAUUAGAGAGCUUUCAUGUUUUGGUGAACAAGCCAGAUUCAAAGCCAGUGGCAGAACUGCACUUCAGGUGUAUUCUGAAACAACUGGCCUUACUUCCAAUGCAGAAAAUAUUGAACUUUCGUGUGCUUGUUUAAAUGGGGAAGCAUUUUAUCGUAAAUCAAAUCCAACCAUCUCCAUUACUCCAGAGUCUACCAAAAUCAACAAACUCACAUGCCAUGAUUUAGCAGGUCACCAAUAUUGGGAAAAGGUUGAAGAGGAAUUUUUUAAUUUUAUUGUCCAGCAAUCGUCAGAUGAUGAUGCUCCAAUUUAUAUAAUCGCUCACAAUGAAAAGUAUGACAGAGGUAGAAUUGCCUUUCAUUUAACAAAAUCAACUAAAGCUUUAGAAUCAUCAUUCCAUAAAACCAUUAGCAGAAUUAAAUAA